Molecule: messenger RNA, 4158 nt
Organism: Cyprinodon tularosa
Lineage: Eukaryota; Metazoa; Chordata; Actinopteri; Cyprinodontiformes; Cyprinodontidae
Product: phospholipid-transporting ATPase ABCA1-like
Exons: 27
Biological process (GO): phospholipid efflux; transmembrane transport
Cellular component (GO): intracellular membrane-bounded organelle; membrane
Molecular function (GO): phosphatidylserine floppase activity; ABC-type transporter activity; ATP hydrolysis activity
Source: RefSeq, a predicted model, not a curated record
UGUGGUUACAGUCACUAAGCUGUGUUCUUCAGAGAUCAUUUGCAUAUUUUAUGAUUGUGGGUGAAAGAGGACAGCAGCUCAAAGAGGCAGGCAAGGGAGUGAGAAAUCCAAGUUAGCACGGCUCUUAGGUGACCCAUAAGGGCCUGCCAGGUAAAAACUGCUCUAUCAGUAGAAGCCCUAGGAUGUGCUGAUUGGUAAAAACUGCACAGCUUGGAGGAUUUAGUAAGUGGGCCAGUUGCCAUCGCGACGCACUGGCACGAUAUUGCCAGGAAAAGCCAUAAUGGGUCUCUUGACGCAGUUUUCUCUGCUCCUGUGGAAGAACUUCACUCUCCGGAAGAGACAAAAGGUGCGGCUGGUUAUAGAGUUGGUAUGGCCUCUUUUUCUAUUCUUCAUAUUGGUAGCGGUGAGGUCUACCACCAAACCAGUUUACAAAGACCAAUGUCACUACCCAAACAAAGCAAUGCCAUCUGCCGGCAUGCUGCCAUGGCUUCAAGGUAUGAUAUGCAACAUCGACAACCCUUGUUUAAACCACCCACCUCCAGGGGAGACACCAGGCCAAGUCAAUAACUUCGACAACUCAAUAAUUGCUGGAGUGUUGAUAGAGCUACAGUCUGUUUUGGCAGACAGGUCUUUCCUCAGCGGGGUGCAGUUGCUGGUAGAUGAUGUUGACCAGUGGACUUCAGUCCUAUCCAAAGUCAACCUCGGCAAACCGACCCUAAGAAGUGUCCUACAAGACAACGAAAGCUUUACCACCCAUCUGAUGGAGGAUUUGUUGGUUCCACCAGAUGUAGUCCAAAGCCUCAUUGAUGCUGAGAUUCAGAUCAGUCCUAUGACGGGAAUCCCAAGGUCUGACAAUGUGAGGAGCAUCCUGUGCAAGGGGACCGAUUUGGAUAACUAUGUCCAAUUUAGCAGCCAAGCUGAGAUGGAGGCUUUUCAAAAUGUCAGCUGCUCCCUCACUCAACAGCAGCUGCUUAACGCCCAGCAAGUAGUUCUACAAAACAUCGAUAUGAGGAAAGUGCUUUCAGGGCUCCCUUCUGCUCUGGACCAGGACUCAGUCGACACAGAGUCACUACUGACGAAAACCACCAGAGAUGCAUUACCAUUGAUCGAAAAUGUAAUCAGGCUGAGAAACUCCAUGAACUUUAAGGCUAUUGAGUCCCUGAAUUUUCAAGAGGACAUGUUUGGAAGCAUCAAUAUGCUGCUGUGUGAACAGCAGCCUAACAACAACUUUACCAACAUGACCUUCAGUUUGCCUUCACCUACACAGAUGGCUAACAGUAUGUCAAGUUCCAGCACGGGCAACAAUUCUGAUGCCUUUUGUCAGAUUCUUGUCGACACCCUGGAGGGCACACCUGCUCUGCGCCUUAUUUGGAGCACCCUCAAGCCAUUAUUGCAAGGAAAGGUCCUCUAUGCACCUAAUACACCUGCUGCUCUCCUCCUGGUGAAAGAGGCAAACAGCACUUUUAACUCACUUGCCAUGUUAAAAGAGCUCGCUGAUUCUUGGGAUGAACUCGGCCCUCGUCUCUGGGACUUCAUGCAGAACAGUUCUCAAAUCAAUGCAAUUCAGGCACUGCUGGCGAAUCCCAUCUUUGCAGCUGCCCUCAACCAGCGCAUGAGCCGUACGGUAUGGACUGCUGAGUUGAUGGAGAACUUCCUGUACAGCGGGCCUCCGGAAGACCGUCCGCCUGGUUUGCCACCCAAUGACUGGCGGGAUUUUUACAACAGUACCACUGAAAUCAUGAAGUUGCUCUCCCAAUUCCUUGGCUGUUUGGAUUUGAAUAAGUUUGAGGGAGCUACGACUGAAGCCCAGCUCAUGGAGAAAGCCUUGGACCAUUUGAAAAAUGACACAUUCUGGGCUGCAAUUGUCUUUGAAAACCUCCAACCAAACUCCAACCAGAUUCCUCCCUAUGUCAAAUACAAGAUCCGAAUGGACAUUGACAUGGUAGAGCAAACCAACAGGCUGAAGUCCAGGUCAUGGUCUCCUGGAGCCAGGGACAACGCCUUUGACGACCUGCGUUACAUCUUGGGAGGCUUUGCCUACCUGCAGGACAUGAUGGACCAUGCUGUCAUUCGACUGCAAACGUCAAAGUCUCAGCCGCUUGGUGUUUUUCUCCAGCAAAUCCCAUACCCCUGUUUUGUUGAUGAUGGCUUCGUCCAGAGUAUUGGAGCCAUUAUGCCUAUGUUCCUGGUGCUGUCCUUCAUGUACUCUGUGUGCAUGAUCAUCAAAACUCUGGUGCUAGAGAAGGAGCUCCGGCUCAAGGAAGUGCUCCGCGCUGUUGGCGUUCAAAACGGCGCCCUCUGGUCUGCCAGGUUCACAGAGAACUUUGUUCUGCUCACAGUUCCAUGCGCGCUCAUAAGCGUCAUGGUCAAGUACGGAAAAGUCCUGCAGUACAGCGACCCCUCAGUAAUCUUUGUGUUCCUGCUGGUGUUCUGUCUGGCCACCAUCUCCCAGUGCUUCCUCAUUAGCGUCUUCUUCUCUAAGGCAAAUUUAGCGGCGGCAUGUGGCGGCCUCAUCUUCUUUCUCCUCUACCUGCCACACAGCCUCUGCUAUGCCUGGAGGGACGUUAUGGGUUUCGGGGCCAAGGUGGCUGUGAGUUUACUGUCAUGUGUUGCCUUUGGCUAUGGGUGUGAGAACUUUUCCAAGUAUGAGGAGCAAGGCAUCGGUAUACAGUGGCACAACAUCGGCAAAAGCCCUCAGGAGGGGGAUCCCUACACCUUUAUUGUCUCCCUCGUCAUGAUGCUCGCUGAUGCUGUCCUAUACUGGUUGCUAACCUGGUACAUUGAAAAUGUCUUUCCAGGCCAAUUCGGGAUUCCUAAGCCAUGGUAUUUCCCAUUUACUUCAUCUUAUUGGUGCCAGAUGAAAGCAGCAACAGAAAAUCACCCUGAUCUGCCAAAAGACUCUGAGGCUUACAGCGGGUAUUUCGAGAGACCAGCUCCCAAUGUAAAAGUGGGUGUCUCAAUUCGCAAUCUUGUCAAAAUCUACAAAACCGGGAAGAAGCUGGCAGUUGACGGCUUGAGCGUCGACUUCUAUGAGAAUCAGAUCACAUCAUUUCUAGGCCAUAAUGGAGCUGGAAAAACAACCACAAUGUCUAUCCUGACAGGUCUGUUCCCGCCUACAUCCGGAACAGCCCUCAUACAUGACUAUGAUAUUCGCACAGACAUAGAUAACAUCAGGAAGUAUUUGGGAAUGUGUCCACAGCAUAAUGUCCUUUUUAAUGAGCUUACUGUGGAGGAGCACAUUUACUUCUAUGCCAGGCUAAAAGGACUUAGUAGCAAAGAGGUUGAGUAUGAGAUGGACCAGAUGAUUGAAGAUGUUGGUUUACCACACAAGCGGAAGGAACUUGCUAAGAACUUGUCAGGUGGCAUGCAAAGAAAGCUCUCUGUUGCCAUAGCAUUCGUCGGUGGUUCAAAGAUCGUCAUCCUGGAUGAACCAACAGCAGGAGUUGACCCUUAUGCUCGCCGUGGGAUCUGGGAUCUACUGUUAAAGUACAAACAAGGUCGAACCAUCAUUUUGUCCACUCAUCACAUGGACGAGGCAGACAUCUUAGGAGAUCGUAUAGCCAUCAUAGCCCAAGGAAAAAUGCGAUGCUGUGGCUCCUCUCUCUUCCUGAAGAAGUGUUUCGGCAGUGGCUACUACCUGACUCUGGUUAAAGAUGAAACAGGAAAGAGGAGCAGUCAAAGGAAAAAUAUUACCCGAACUACAUCCAAGGAAACUGAUCGUCCUUUCAGGAGUGGUCCAGACGAUGGCUUCAGCAGUCCGACGUGGGAUAAUUCUAAACAGAAAGCAGAUCUUGCCGCUGUGACUCAACUUGUGUGCAGCUACAUACCAGAGGCUACGUUUUUGGAGAGCAUCGGUCAAGAGAUCACCUUCAUCCUGCCCUACAGCGGAGCCAGAGAUGGGACCUUUGCCACACUCUUCCACAAGCUUGACCUUUCCAUGGGCAAACUCGGCCUGACCAGCUAUGGUAUCUCUGACACCACAUUGGAGGAGAUAUUUCUGAAAGUGGCAGAAGAUACCGGUGUGGAUGAAAGUAUACCAUCAGCAAAGGAGCAACUGAGUAGAGACUGGAAAAGAAGCUCUCGCCAAUCAAAGAGGAACAGUUUUGCCCGCGUCCGCUCUAAAUCAGAGCACAACGGUAUGAGUGGCAUGUUUGGAAU